AUGGCGGGCUUCGUGAGGGAGCUGGAGCGGCGGGCCGGGCCAGCGCUGCGGCUGGAGCAGCGGGCGGCCGGCGGCGUGGGCUGUGUGGUGUGGGACGCCGCGCUGGUGCUCGCCAAGUUCCUGGAGACCGGCGCCUGCCCCCUCGCCCGCCGCCACGUCCUGGAGCUGGGUGCGGGCACCGGCGCCGUCGGCAUCAUGGCAGCCACGCUGGGGGCGAACGUGACUGUCACAGACCUGGAGGAGCUGCAGGAGCUGUUGAUGGUUAAUAUUGAGAAUAACAAGCACCUGAUCACAGGGUCCGUCCGAGCCAAGGUACUGAAAUGGGGUGAAGAUGUAACAGAAUUUCAGCCUCCCCCCGAUUAUAUACUCAUGGCUGAUUGCAUUUACUAUGAGGAGUCCUUGGAGCCCUUGCUGAAGACCCUGAAGGACCUGACAGGCCCUGACACUUGUGUGCUGUGCUGCUAUGAACAGAGGACGAUGGGGAAGAACCCUGAAAUUGAGAGAAAAUACUUUGAACUGCUCCAGAGGGACUUUGAGCUGGAGAAAAUUCCCCUGGAUAGGCACGACGAGGAGUAUCGGAGCGAGGACAUCCACAUCGUGAGCAUCCACAGGAAGCAGAUGGUAGGCCCACAGAAUCCCAGGAUGCCUUGUGUUGUUGGGAAGGGACCUUAAAGCUCAUCUCAUUCCACACCCUGCCAUGGGCAGGGACACCUUGCACUGGAAUGGUUCAUGGCACCAGCACAACUCCUGCUGCCAGGAAUUCCCAGAGCUGCUGUUUCCUUGGCACAGCGUGAGCACUCCAGGGGUGUGCUCCAGUCUGACUGUGAAAUUUGGGACCCUGUGGAACCACAGCCCUGCUGUACAAAGGAGCUGCCUUGUUCCCAAACCUGGUGCUCCAGGUGCCAGCCUUCCUCUCCAGCACUACCUCUGAGCUUCACAUUUCUCCUGCUUCCAUGCACUGGUGGGGUGGGAUCUCCAAACUGGAGUUUAGAGGCACCAAAGUAAUAAAAAUAAAAUGCCUGGUGCCGCUUUUGGCACCGUGGGCUCUGCUGUGCCACCCUCUCCCCAAAACCAGGCUCUAGAUGUGAUACUCAGCAGCUGCCAGGAUUGCUUUGAUCGUUUUGGGGUUAACUGAUGAAGCGUGAAGAAAAUAUUUUGCAUAUUGUGCUGACACAACGUGCAGGCUCAGCUCUUGAACAAAACCAGGCCACUUACAAAUCUGUCAUCUUUGUGAAAAUCUCUUGACAGAAUUUCCCAUCGUGAGAUCUUUGAGCACAGGAUGUGUCCCCUGGCAGAGCUCUGGAGCAGCGGGGAUGGGAUAACACCACAGAGGGACUGCGGUGUGGUUGUGACUCAUCUGCACCGAGCAGCUUCUGGCUGGCCGACUCGGCAGCCGAGGUGUCUGACAGCGCCUUCCGGCCGGACAGCUGUGGGCUGGCCGUGUCUGCGGCCCGGGGAGGCGGGGAGUGGAGCCGGAGCUCCCCGGACAGCGCGGGGGCGUGUGCUGGUGCCGCUGCUGCGGGAGCGGCGCUGCCGAGCGCUCACCGAGCCCAUCCCGGGGCACCGCGCCGAAACCGCCGAGAGGGGAAAAUGGGAGCGGCUCGAACGGCCGGUCAAUAAAACUUGGGCACGGGAGUCGGGUUUCAGAUGGUGGGUUUUUCAUUCAUCCUGUGCUUCCUGUGUCAUUCCCUCCUGGGAGGUUCAUUCCAGGAGCUGAGGCUGUCGUGGUGUUGGUUCCUGCACAGAUAAAACACUUGUGCAAAAUC
Molecule: messenger RNA, 1766 nt
Organism: Serinus canaria (Common canary)
Lineage: Eukaryota; Metazoa; Chordata; Aves; Passeriformes; Fringillidae
Gene: VCPKMT
Product: valosin containing protein lysine methyltransferase
Exons: 5
Coding region: 1-672 (223 amino acids)
Biological process (GO): peptidyl-lysine methylation
Cellular component (GO): cytosol; cytoplasm
Molecular function (GO): protein-lysine N-methyltransferase activity
Source: RefSeq, a predicted model, not a curated record